CGCAGCUCAGGCUCAGCUGAGAUCUCUCCGCCGCCGCCGCCGCCGCCAUGACCACGCUCUCCGCCGGUGUCCUCCUCAAGCUGCUCGACGGCAUGAAGACCGGCGCCGCCAAGCCCGUCGGGGAGCACCGCACCGCCCUGCUCCAGGUCACCGACAUCGUCCCCGCCGACCUCGACGACAAGGACCUCCUCCCGCGCCACGGCAACUUCUACGUCAAGCUCUCCGACUCCUCCCACUCCAUCUACGCCACCCUCCCGCUCGCCCAGGCCGACCUCGUCCUCAGCAACAAGCUCCAGCUCGGCCAGUUCCUCCACCUCGACCGCCUCGACCCGGGCUCCCCCGUCCCCGUCCUCGUCGGCGCCAGGCCACUCCCCGGCCGCCACCCGCUCGUCGUCGGCACGCCCGACCCGGCCUCCAAGGCCAAGCCGGCCGCGCCCCGGAGGGGCUCCUGGGGCCCCGAGAACCACGCCGCCAUCCUCGCCUCCCCCAAGCUCAUCAGGCCCACCACGCUCAACUUCGACGACAACAGGACGCCCGUCAAGGCCGCACCCUCGCCGGCCAGGAGCACCGCCACCGCCUCCGUCAGGAAGAGCAGCAGCGUCUUGCCCAGGAUGACCAGGAGCAAGAGCUUCGUCGCCGAUAGGCCGCACGACCACCCCAAGAUCCCCAAGAGCCCAUUCCCAACCGAGAAGAGCUCAGCGAGCUGCUACACAGCUCCACGGGUGAUGAGCCGAAGACCGCCCAAGGAGGAAGAACCCUCCUCACCCUCUUCGGAUGAUGAGCUCUGCAGCUCGGCGACGUCGUCCAAGAAGAGGCCGUCGACGAGCACUCGCGUGCCAGUGCCGGGGAAGCUCAAUCUUCUGGGCAAGGAAGCCAUGGAGCAGAGGGAGCAAGCUCAGAAGGCGGCACUCGAAGCGCUGCGCAACGCCUCCGCUACGGAGAACGUAGUUAGGAUCUACAAGAUGUUCGCUGAAUUGAGCAAGACGGCGAGGCCGGACGCGCCGGCCACCUGCUUCGAAAGCUUCCUCAGCUUCCACCAGGAGGCCGUGCAGGCCGUGACAGACAUCGAGGCGAUCCACGCGGCCACCUCGAUGGCCGGAGCGGUGGCAGCCGAUGAGCCGCCGGUGCUGCAGGAGAUUGCCCAGAACAGGUCAUCGUUGUCCAAGAGGAGAGGCGCCCUGGGCGUGUCCAAGUCGGUGUCGUUCGCGCCCGGCACGUUGGACGACGGCGGCGGCACCAAGAACCGGAGCUCCAACGCCAGCAGGAAGUGCCUUGUCCUGGACAAGAUCGGAGAAGACGGCGGCGGCGGCGGCGACGAGAAGCGAUCUUCCGGUGGCAGUGCAGCCACGGGUGCUUUGGGGUCGUCGUUGAGGCUCGCGAAGCAGAUGCAGAGCGAGGCCGGGAGCUGGUUCAUGGACUUCGUGGAGGCCGCGCUGGAGACUGGCCUGAAGAAGAAGAGCAAGGCGUCGGCGACGGCGGAUGGGCGGAAGCAGAGCAGCUGCUGCUGCCCGCAGUCUCUGAUACUGCGGGUGAUCAACUGGGUGGAGAUGGAGCAGAGCGGUGACGGCAGCAGCAGCAGCAGCAGGAAGGCCGGUCACCCGAGAGCGGCUGGCAUUGCCAGGAAGCUUAGGAUUAAGGCCAAGAACCCUUAAAUCCUACUGGUAGUUGUAGCUAAUUUGAGUUGUACAACUUAAUUAUUUUGCUUGUUUUAGUGGGCAUUGAGAGAAGGUGAUCUGUAGAAUCUGUAGAUGAAGGAAAGGAAGUUCCAUCACUUCCAGGAUAGAGAUGAUUGAUAAAUAGGCUGCUCCAGGUGACCUCCUCCUCCUGCCUGUGACAUAAAUUGACAGUAGUCAAUCAGCCACAAACACCUGCAUACUCAAGUUUGAGUACAUGUACCAUUCAUUAUUAUUCAUUUUCACUUGUUUUUUGUCUUGAUAGUUCAUCUGUUCAUGUGCAAAACUGUACGAUGGGGAUAACCAUCUGCUUGGCUAGUUUAACCUUGCCUGGCUGUCACAGAAACUUACACGCUUAUGAAU
This is a messenger RNA of Oryza brachyantha (malo sina), 2036 nucleotides long. RefSeq lists its product as uncharacterized. The transcript has 4 exons. The record is from RefSeq and is a predicted model, not a curated record. The coding region runs from base 48 to 1652 and encodes 534 amino acids. NCBI's taxonomy places the organism in Eukaryota, Viridiplantae, Streptophyta, Magnoliopsida, Poales, Poaceae.